AUGUCUCAGUAUCAAUUCUUGUCACUGGCUACCAAGCCAAACGCUCAGCUCUGCUACAGCUUCCAACCGGCAGUGGGCACAGUUGAUCACGUAUUAGUCGUGUUUGUCAAUGGCCUCGGACUACCACAAACCUCAUGGGAGGGUGUCAUUGCGCGCCUGCAGGCACAGCCUCCCGCCCCAGGCCUGCCCGCCAUGUUGACCUAUGACCGGUAUGGCCAGGGCCAGACGACUGACCGUGAUCCUGGUGACAUCACCGCCGAGGACCCCAUGCACGGUCAUGAUACUUUGACAGUAGUCCGUGACCUGCAUCAAUUGCUCACACAAAUCGCAUCGGAGAAAAUGGGUAUAUCCGAUCUUAGCCGUCUGCCGCUCGUGUUGGUCUCUAACUCGAUUGGAGGCGCGCUGGCACGGCUCUAUGCUCAAGAAUACCCCGGUACUGUCGCAGGUCUUCUUUUUCUUGACAGCGUGCUCGCAAAUUCCGACUUUGUCUCCAUCUAUCCCGAUCCAGAUGCACCAGGCUUCGAUCCGACCAGCUUGCCGGAAGGGGUGACGGUGGAUUCUAUCCGUGCCGCUCGGGCAUAUAUGCAACGGGUAUUUCACCCCAGCAAUGGGAGUCGUGAAGGACUCAGUCGAAAGAACCUGGCGCAACUCUUACCGGACAGCGAUGGGCCCAAGUUGCAGGGUCCGGAUGGUCGUGGUCCCUGGGUUACCGUCGUCGGUCAUGAGUUCGAGGCGUUCAAGGUUGAAUUCGAGCAGAUGAGCGGUGCGCUCCCGAGACUCACGGAGGUCUACAUGAAUCCUUACUGGCAUCGUUUCAAUCAAGGGUUGGCCAAGCUCACCGAGCCGGAUCGCAGCAAGGGCCCUCUCCUGGCCCCGGGGGCCGGUCACUUUGUCCAGAGGGACAAUCCGGAGUUUGUCUUUAAUGAACUGCGUGGUAUUCUAGAUAGGGUCCUUUGA
Messenger RNA from Aspergillus oryzae RIB40, 957 nucleotides. Its product is annotated as alpha/beta hydrolase. Lineage: Eukaryota; Fungi; Ascomycota; Eurotiomycetes; Eurotiales; Aspergillaceae. Bases 1 to 957 code for a protein of 318 amino acids. The transcript has a single exon. The record is from RefSeq and is a predicted model, not a curated record.